Molecule: messenger RNA, 2954 nt
Organism: Pseudo-nitzschia multistriata
Lineage: Eukaryota; Bacillariophyta; Bacillariophyceae; Bacillariales; Bacillariaceae
Source: the annotation of a GenBank genome assembly
CUGGUACGUACGUUACUUGCACUUGUACAACGGAAACACGAAGGACGGAACCCAAACUAAAACAAUCCAGACGAUUCAAAGUUGAUCAGGGUAAUACAAGUAAUCACUACUUGGGCUCUUUCUCUGUCCUCAAAUGUCGAGAAUGCAGUCGAAAAGCAAGCCGAUAAUGACAGUGAUAACGAUAGCUUUUGCUCUUCUUCUGAACGUCGGAAACACUGUAGCGACGCUAGGAUCUUCGCCAGGUGAAAUCGUCGGUCUGUCCGUAUCUGAAACCUUCCCUUCACCCAGAAAGUUGCUAUCACGACGAGAUGUAAUUGGUGAAGUAAUGAACAUGCGGGGUGGGCAGCAAGGGGGGGAAUCAUAUCAACAAUCAGAGUAUCCCUACCAGCAACCUCAAUACUAUCCCCCCGGUGCCAACAACGGCGACUCCAAUGGCUACGAGAACGGCUUUGCCAAUUACGAUCCGCAAUCAGCAUCCGGUGAUCUUUACGAGAGAGAGCCGGGCAUGUUCGAAGAGUCGGUCCAAGAUCGACACGAUAAAUGGCGGUCGUCUCAAAUGGAGAAAUACGCCAAUCUAACACCAGAACAAGAAUUGAACCCUCGGGACGAACAGGGCCGGAUGAAGCUGCUGAGUUCUGUGUCCAAAGGAAGCAGGGCAUUGAUAUUCUUCGUUCUUAUGUGGAGAGACAUUUAUCUGUUCGAAGUGACGGAUCAAUCCAUCAAAGGCUCGCUGCGUAAGAUGAUCUCACGCGGUUUUCUGACAACAGUAUUUUUGGGCAAUCUGGCAGGGGUCGUCACGUCCGUCACAUCACAAGGGCACUCCGCAAAGAACCGCUUGAAGGCUAUUUUGAAUCUCGACAAGGUAGUAGAGACUACGCUUUUACUGUGGAACCUCGGAAGGAUCACUCUAUUCCCUUCAAAGUACAUUGAAAGAGAAAUCUUCGUUGCUGGCAUUCUUCACUCUGUAUUUUUCCUAAUACAGUGUCAAGCAUUCACUCGGGUCACUUGGGACGAGAACGUAGCUCCAGUGCUUCAACAAAAAGCUCAACACCAACAGCAAAACAAUCAACAUGCAUACGGCCAGCCAUAUACCACUGUUCGAUAAGUCGGGUGAGUUGGAAUCCUUGACCAUCACCUACGGAAUGCACGGUGCUUGAUCAUUACGUGCUAACUACUUUUCAACAAUAGCAAACCUGCUGUUUCAUAUCCAUAUUCUCUACAGUACUUUAGUGUGAAAUUUCUUAAUUUUGAAUCACCAACAAAACUACACCAUGGUACACGUAUUCUAUAAUACCAAUAGCUAUGAAAUGAUUAGUACUCCAAUCUCCAUUCCAAAGCGAAACCACAAUUGUUUUCUUACUUAUCGACUCCGGCAGCCUGCAGUGCGGUAAAUACAGCGGUAUUGACGAUAUCCUCGACGGUUGCACCGCGGCUUAAAUCAUUGACAGGCUUCUUCAAUCCCUGGAGGACUGGCCCAACUGCAAUCGUCUUGGAUGCUUGCUGGACGGCCUUGUAUCCAUUAUUUCCGGCGUUAAGGUCAGGGAAGAUCAAACUGAAAAACGAAGCAGAUCGAAUGAGACGAACGAAAAAAAAGUUUGAAUUAUUGUGUAUCAGAAACGAUUUAGGUGGUACAAGUCAACAGGAAGACAAAUUCUGUCGGAAACAAUUGCACUCACCAGUUGGCUCUUCCAGCAACGAGGCUAUCUUUAGCCUUAACUGCAGCAACGGCGGGAUCUACAGCAGCGUCAAACUGCAGCGGGCCUUCAAUCAAUGCCGGGUCCAUGAAUCCUUCCUCUUCGGCUGCUUUCUUUGCCAUUGCCGUAGCGUCAACAACCUUGUCGAUCAGGUGUCCAGAAUUUGAGUCUCCGGUAGCAUAGCUUAAAAGUGCGACUCGAGGUUCGAUACCAAACUGAAUCGAUGUCUUUGCCGAGGAGAUCGCAAUUUCUGCUAGCUGCUCGGCGUUCGGAGCAACGUUGAUUGCGCAAUCGCCAAACACUUUAACUCCAUCUUCAAGUAGCAUAAAAAAUAUUGAAGAUACAACCGAUGCGCCCGGUGCUGUUUUCAAUAUCUGCAGAGCGGGUCGAAUUGUAUUCGCCGAGCUGUGCAUCGCUCCGGAUACCAUUCCAUCAGCCAAACCCAUGUGCAUCAUUAGUGUGCCAAAGUAAUUCACGUCUUCAAGCAAAUAUUUUUCUGCCUCCAAGGGCGUGAGGCCUUUCGAUUUCCUGGCUUCAACAAAAGAACCGAUCAUAUCUUGUAAACCAUCAAAGUUUUUGGGGUCGCAAAUAGUAACACCAUCUAAAGAAACACGAAGUUUCUUUGCAUUUCUAUUGAUAACUUCAGGAUCUCCAAUCAGAAUGACAUUGCAUAGCUUUCGCUUCGUUAGAAUUGAAGCUGCCUCGACGACACGGGGGUCAGCACCCUCUGGCAACACAAUAUUUUUUUGCAAUUGCCGAGCUCUGAGGAAUGCUGAGUACUGAAACAAUCUUGGUCCAAUAUCUCUUCGGGUUUCCAAAUGAUCCUCGCUCUCAAAGCGAUCAAGCAAACUGUAAUCCAAAUUUUCUGUCACCAAAGUAAUGGCUUGAUCGAGCUUUUCCCGACUUCGUGCAGUGACAAAUGCCGGUGUGUCUUCGAUUUUGGUGGCCGCUUCGAAAGUAUCAGCUGAGGUUGCAAUCACGGGCAACCGAAUGUCACGAAGACCAUUCAACACCGAGAUAACAGAUGGGUCCAUAUCUCCUAGCUUGUGAUAGGUACACAGAAUGCCAGCCAAGUUUGGUGCAUUCGACGAUUGCGCUGCUAAGAGAAGAGACAUCAGAACAUCAACGCGUUUAUGGGAGACAACCGCUAGUUGAUCUUCUUUCAAUUCAGUUAUCAGAUCACCAACCUGCAUAGUGUGAAUCCAUAUUUUAUCAAUGGAACUAUCGAGAUAUUUCUCUCCAUAAAGGCAGAUGCCAUUA